Molecule: messenger RNA, 1589 nt
Organism: Glycine soja
Lineage: Eukaryota; Viridiplantae; Streptophyta; Magnoliopsida; Fabales; Fabaceae
Product: probable GABA transporter 2
Exons: 7
Coding region: 95-1432 (445 amino acids)
Cellular component (GO): plasma membrane
Source: RefSeq, a predicted model, not a curated record
CACCUAACAUAUCUUAUAUAAAGAAAGAUGUGGUCUCAUGGAUUCUCCUCCUCUAUAUCCUACUUAGUCAACAGCUGAGGAGCAGGGCAUAUCCAUGGCAGAACCACCAAAGGGGGAUGAGGAGGACGGCGGAGCUGCUUUCGUUCUCCAAUCCAAAGGUGAAUGGUGGCAUGCGGGGUUUCACUUAACGACCGCAAUUGUUGGACCCACGAUACUAACCCUGCCAUACGCGUUCAGGGGAUUGGGGUGGGGACUUGGAUUUAUGUGCUUGACGGUGAUGGGGAUCGUCACCUUCUACUCUUACUUCCUCAUGUCCAAAGUGCUCGAUCACUGCGAAAAAUCCGGUCGCCGGCAUAUUCGUUUCCGGGAACUAGCCGCUGACGUCUUAGGGUCCGGUUGGAUGUUCUAUUUUGUAAUCUUUAUUCAAACGGCAAUCAACACUGGCGUUGGCGUAGGGGCAAUCUUGCUUGCGGGGGAAUGCCUUCAGAUCAUGUACUCCAAUAUCUCACCUCAUGGACCCCUCAAAUUGUACCACUUUAUAGCAAUGGUGACAGUGAUAAUGAUAGUUUUAUCUCAGCUUCCUUCUUUUCAUUCCCUGCGACACAUCAACUUGUGUUCACUACUUUUCGCCCUGGGCUACACCAUCCUGGUGGUUGGUGCCUGUAUUCAUGCAGGUACAUCAGAAAAUGCCCCUCCAAGGGACUAUUCCUUAGAACCUAAGAAGUCUGCAAGGGCCUUCAGUGCCUUCACUUCCAUGUCCAUACUUGCAGCAAUAUUUGGGAAUGGCAUAUUGCCCGAGAUACAAGCAACUCUAGCACCCCCUGCCACUGGGAAGAUGGUAAAAGGCCUUUUUAUGUGCUAUUCCGUUAUUUUUGUAACAUUCUACUCUGCUGCAGUUUCUGGGUAUUGGGUAUUUGGAAACAAAUCCAACUCAAACAUUUUGAAGAGUCUGCUGCCAGAUAGUGGACCUCCUUUGGCUCCAACUUGGGUUCUUGGACUUGCAAUCAUCUUUGUUCUUCUUCAACUCUUUGCCAUUGGUCUGGUUUAUUCUCAAGUUGCUUAUGAGAUAAUGGAGAAGAAAUCAGCUGAUGUGAGGCAGGGGAUGUUUUCCAAAAGAAAUCUCAUUCCUCGCAUAAUUCUCCGAACAAUUUACAUGAUAUUCUGUGGGGUUUUGGCAGCCAUGCUACCAUUUUUUGGAGACAUUAACGGUGUGGUUGGUGCUAUUGGUUUCAUCCCUCUAGAUUUCAUUUUGCCUAUGCUUCUAUACAACAUGGAAUACAAGCCUCCAAAAUCAUCCUUCACUUACUGGAUCAACGUCUCAAUUAUGGUGAUAUUCACGGGUGCUGGAAUGAUGGGUGCAUUCUCUUCCAUAAGGAAAUUGGUUCUUGAUGCCAACCAAUUUAAGUUGUUUAGUAGUGAUGUUGUGGAUUAACCUAAUGCAUACAUAAAUCAUCAAUGCAGAUAGAUAAAAGCACUGUUCCCAGCAUUGGUGAUGUAUUGGAGUUCAUGGUGGGUUUGUGUAUACGCUCUAGAUUGGUUUUUCAAAACCUGGAAAAAAAAUUUAUAAAAAAAAGCAGUUCUUCAUUGAA